AUGGAGUGAAGGUGGCCUUUCCCGAUGGUGUUUUCACUCACUAAACUAUCAUUAUUGACCUCCUCGUUGCGAAGGAAAUGUAUUAAACAUUUAUUUUAACCAUAGUUUAGUGUUUUUAGUGAGCGGCUGCCAAAAUGACGGAGGAGGAAGUAAAAGUUCCUGAGGAGAUGUUCAAAGACGUAAAAUUCUAUCCUGUUGGUGAUCUGGAUCCUCAGGUGAUUCAGAUGCUAAAAGCUGGAAAAGCAAAAGAAGUCUCCUACAAUGCCCUUGCUACACAUAUUAUUGCAGAAGAUGGAGACAAUCCUGAAGUUGGUGAGGCCCGUGAAGUCUUUGACCUUCCUAUUGUGAAACCUUCCUGGGUGAUAUUAUCUGUUCGCUGUGGAGCUCGUCUUCCCGAAAAUGGCUUUUCUCCAGAAUCUGGACAGAUAUUUUUUGGUGUAACGGCCUGCCUUUCACAGGUUUCACCAGAGGACCGCAACGCACUCUGGGCAUUAACUACAUUUUAUGGUGGAGACUGUCAGCUAAGUCUCAAUAAAAAAUGUACUCAUUUGAUUGUUCCUGAACCCAAAGGGAAUAAAUAUGAAUAUGCUUUACAGAGAGAGAGCAUAAACAUUGUUACACCAGAAUGGGUCUUGGAUUCUAUAUCUGACAAGACAAAAAAAGAUGAAGCUUCUUAUCACCCGCGACUUAUAGUUUAUGAGGAGGAGGAGGAAGAAGAAGAGGAGGAGGAAGAAGAAGAAUAUGAAGAAAAUGAAGAGCAAGAUUCCCAAAAUGCUAGUGGAGAGGAUAAAUACUCCACUAAGUCCAGUCCAGUUUCAUCUCGGGAAGGAUCUCCUGUGGCCGAUCAAGACUUUUCACCAAAACAAAGCAGCUCUGACAAAAUUAAAGGUGAACUUAUGUUUGAUGAUUCUUCUGACUCUUCCCCUGAAAAACAUGAAAGAAAUUUAAACUGGACUCCUGCAGAAGUUCCCAAAGUGGCAACAGCAAAAAGACAACUUCCGCAGGGCAAAGAUUCGGGACUUAUUAAUUUGUGUGCAAAUGUGCCCCCUGUACCAGGAAAUAUAUUACCUCCUGAAGCCCGAAGUAAUCUUUCAAUGUCCACCCCUGGAGCUCCUGUUUCUGAAAGACAAGAAAUGAUGGCUUUUCGUAGUCCUGCUGUAAGAACUCUAAGAAACAUUACUAACAGUGCUGAAAUACAACAGACUAAUAGGCCGUCCAAUAUAGCACAUAUUCUACAAAACCUUUCUGCCUCUACUAAAAGUUUAGAACAGCAAAUUAACCAUCCCCCCCAAGGUCAUUCAAAUGCAAUGUUGUUUGGGCAAGUAAAACAGUUGGCACAAGAAGCUCAGCAUUUGUUGCAACCAUCACAUCAAACUUCACAACAGCAGCAUCACCCACUAGUACAGCUCCAGCCACAGCAACUUCUUCAGCUGCAGCAACAGCAACAAGUUAAUCAACAGGGUUUUCCACAACAUCAGUUUUCACAGCAGGUCAACCAACAGCACCACUUCUCUCAGUUACAGUUUCCUCAGCAACAAUUACAUUCUAAACAACAGUUACAUCGUCCACAACAGCAAACACUUCAGCACUUUCAACAGCAACAUGCACUGCAGCAACAACAACAAUUGCACCAGUUGCAACAGCAGCAUAUUCAGCAGCAGACACUUCAACAGCAACAGAAUUUGCAGCAAAUUCUUCAGCAGCAGCAGCAAACAUUACAACAGGGUCCUUCACAGCAUCAAAGCCUUCAACCACAACAGGCACUUCAGCCAAGUAUUCCACAACAACAGGUUCUCCAGUCAACAAUGCAACAGCAACAGGCUCUUCAGACAACCCUUCAGCAGCAACAGACACUUCAGACAUCUCUUCAGCAGCAAUCCCUGCAGCCAGGAAUUCAGCAGCAGCAGUCUCUUCAGCAGCAGCAAUCUCUUCAGCAGCAGAAUCAAUCCUUAACACAGAAUCUGCAACAAAGCAUACAACAGAUUCAGCAGCAACAGAAUAUUCAGCAUUUGGCUCUUCAACAGAAGCAACAUAUUCAGCAACACCCCCUUCAGCAACAAAUUCAACCUCACACCCUUCAACAGCAACAUCAGGCCCUUCAGCAGCAGCACCAGAUUCAGACACAGACUUUGCAACAACAGCAGCAGCAUCAAAUUCAGGCACAGACACUUCAGCAACAACAUAAUCAAAUAAAGGUGCAGUCACUACAUCAGCACCAAGUUCAGCCUCUGCAACAGCAUCAGAUGCAGUCACAAACACUUCAGCAGCACCAAAUGCAAGUUCAGCCUCUUCAACAUCAAAUUCAACCUCAAGUUCUUCAGCAACAGCACCAGAUGCAGCAACAAACUCUGCAGCACCAGAUUCAACCACAAAUGAUACAGCAACAAAUACAACAGCAAACACUUAAACAGCAGCAGUUGCAACAACAGACUCUUCAGCAGCAGUUGCAGCAACAAUCUCUUCAGCAGCAGUUGCAGCAACAAUCUCUUCAGCAGCAGCAAAUGCAGCAGCAGUCUAUUCAGCAGCAAAUGCAACAGCAAAAUAUCCAGCAGCAGCCAGCAUUGCAGCAGAAUUCACUUCAGCCUCUACAACAACAGCCCCAGCAGCAGAAACCAACCCUGCAGCAACAGUUGCAGCAACAGAUUCAGCAGCAGCAGAUUCAACGUUUACAGCAGCGACAAAUGCAAAAUCAGGCACAACAGCACCUGAGUCAGAUGCCCCAGCAGUUACAGGUUUCUAAUCAGCAACCACUACAAUCCCAUCAACUUCAUGGCCAUGAUCCUUCCUUAGAAAUUCCAGAAGAAUACUUCUUGUUGGGCUGUGUGUUUGCAAUAGCUGACUACCCAGAACAGAUGUCUGAUAAACAGCUGCUUGCAACUUGGAAACGAAUAAUUCAAACACAUGGUGGUUCAGUGGAUCCUACACUUACAAACAGAUGUACUCACCUAUUAUGUGAAAGUCAAGUCAGUAGUAUGUAUGCCCAGGCCAUGAAAGACAGAAAGCGCUGUGUCACCGCUCAUUGGCUUAAUACAGUUUUGAAAAAGAAGAAGAUGGUUCCUCCUCAUCGAGCUCUCCAUUUUCCUGUGGCUUUUCCACCAGGUGGCAAACCUUGUUCCCAGCACAUUAUUUCAGUGACAGGAUUUGUUGACAGUGACAGAGAUGACUUAAAGUUAAUGGCAUACUUGGCAGGUUCCAAGUACACUGGAUAUCUCUGCCGCAGUAACACAGUUCUCAUCUGUAAAGAGCCUAGUGGAUUAAAAUAUGAAAAAGCAAAAGAAUGGCGGAUACCUUGUGUCAAUGCUCUUUGGCUUUGUGAUAUCCUUCUAGGAAACUUUGAAGCAUUGCGUCAAAUUCAGCAUAGUCGAUACACUGUAUUUAAUCUCCAGGACCCACUUGCACCUUCACCUCAUCUGGUUUCAAACCUUCUAGAUGCUUGGCGAAUUCCAUUAAAGGUAUCACCAGAAAUUCUAAUGGGUAUUCGAAUACCUCUUAAAUCAAAGCAAAAUGAGCCCACUAUUCAACCUAAACGAGCUAGAAUUGAAGACCUACCACCUCCAACUAAAAAAUUGUCUUCAGAUUUAACUCCUCAUGUGAUGUUCACUGGCUUUGAUCCAUCACAAGCCCAGCAAUAUAUCAAGAAACUCUACAUUCUUGGUGGAGAAGUAGCAGAAACAGCACAAAAAUGCACUCACCUAAUUGCCAGCAAAGUUACCAGGACAGUUAAAUUUUUGACUGCAAUUUCAGUAGCAAAGCACAUUGUGACUCCAGACUGGCUUGAUGAGAGUUUCAAAUGUCAGAAGUUUGUUGAUGAGCACAGCUAUGUACUGCGAGAUGCUGAAGCAGAAGUGCUAUUCUGUUUCAGUUUGGAAGAGUCCUUAAAAAGGGCACGUGUCUCCCCUCUUUUCAAGGGGAAAUAUUUUUACAUUACUCCUGGAAUCUGCCCAAGCCUCUCAACAAUGAAAGCCAUAGUGGAAUGUGCUGGUGGGAAAGUCUUGACUAAACAGCCGUCUUUUCGCAAAAUUAUGGAGCAUAAGCAAAACAAGAGUUUAGCGGAAAUAAUCUUGAUAUCUUGUGAAAAUGAUCUUCACCUGUGCCGAGAAUAUUUUGCAAGUAGUAUAGAUGUCCAUAAUGCAGAAUUUAUUCUGACUGGCGUGCUCACACAAUCUUUGGAUUAUGAUUCAUAUAAAUUUACAUGAAGGGUUAUCAAAACCCUAUUACUUCCCAGACCUUGAAGCACAUUGUUUAGCCAAUCAACUAGAAGAUAAAUGGAACUGCUGUUCUUGCUGAAUUUUUUUAUUUUAAUCAAUUUUCCUGUCAAAGGCACAGCAGUAAUCAGGGAAAUGAAAGAAUUAUGUACAUCUUUUUUUAGGAUGUGUACUUUGUUUAAAAAAUAAAAUAAAAAAAAACAUAAAUUAUUAUGUUCUGUAUCAUAGUAUGGUUGUAUGAGCCCACAAGAGGUUUAAAGAAGCUUUUUUUUUUUUUAUUGCGGAAAUGUAAAAUAAUGAAGGUACUUAAAGUAUUUUGUGGGGUGGGCAAAUCUUUUGUUAAAUAAUGAAAAUAGAAUAAACAUUUUGUAUUAUUUUGUAUUUGUAAAUCUAAAGUUCAUUUUUAUAUUGAUAUUUCCAAAGGUUAAAAUAAAUAUACUUUGGCUCUA
Molecule: messenger RNA, 4654 nt
Organism: Bombina bombina (fire-bellied toad)
Lineage: Eukaryota; Metazoa; Chordata; Amphibia; Anura; Bombinatoridae
Gene: PAXIP1
Product: PAX interacting protein 1
Exons: 21
Coding region: 135-4196 (1353 amino acids)
Biological process (GO): positive regulation of transcription initiation by RNA polymerase II
Cellular component (GO): nucleus
Source: RefSeq, a predicted model, not a curated record